AUGAGCAAUCUUGCUUCCCAUAUCUGUGUCAAGCGUAUAGAGCCUCCAGAUCAAUUAUGGAAUGCGCUCCUCUCGAAGGCAUGGGUCGUCAUUCAUCUCUCCCGUUCUGAGGGCUACCAGGAGAAGUUAUUGGGAGCGGUUCAGAAGGGAAAGCCUGUCAUCACAACGAAGGAACUGGAUCCGAACUCGCUCUUUGCUUGCAGUUUUAUGAAUAUUUACGGUAUUAACAAAGGGGACGCAAUUGAUCUGGCUGAGCACCUUCGGGACGAGUUCAGUACAAUUGGCAAUACCAUGAACUGGUUGUUCCUCGCCUCAGCAUUCUCCAGAGGUGAUAGUGUGAAACCUAAUGGAGAAAGUAUUUUGAAAUUGGCCAAGAAGGCUGCCCAGGAUCGGGGGUUGCAAGUGGAGACGGAAUUAUUUGCUGAAUGGAAAGUUCUUGAUGAAGACAAAGUUCGAUAUUAA
Penicillium odoratum is the source of this 462-nucleotide messenger RNA. RefSeq lists its product as uncharacterized. The record is from RefSeq and is a predicted model, not a curated record. The coding region runs from base 1 to 462 and encodes 153 amino acids. The transcript has 2 exons. NCBI's taxonomy places the organism in Eukaryota, Fungi, Ascomycota, Eurotiomycetes, Eurotiales, Aspergillaceae.